GCGUGAUCUUCCCGUUCAUGACGUCACGCGUCUCCUCCCAUGGAGUCAAGUCUCGACGUGUUAUAGCGGCUCCAUCGCAGCCUUGAGUGGGCACGCCCUUUCUUGCUCUCAACUACCAUGGCCUCCAUCUCAGCCGCAGUAUCCACCCUCGUACAAUCCCUCGUAGGGAUUGUCACUUCUCUGCUCAACUCCGUCUUCGGCGUCUUGCAGGCUGUCCUAGCAUUGGGCAAGGAACUCCUGAGCGGCGCGUUGCAACUCGCUCAGGCAUUCAUAUCGUUUGGGACGGAUCUAUUCGGCAGCCUAGUGGGCUUUGUAGCAGCUCACUUCGUACUCAUCCUGCUACUGGGUGGAGGGUACUACUGGUACACGAACACCCAAAGUGGCCGAAGGACUUCCAGGAAGCUCAAGCAUGAUAGUCCAGCGGAGAUUGUAGUCACGAACCUUCACGACACAGUGACGUUGCGAUGAGGAUUCUCUUAUUAUCGUAUAUCAUGAUACCGUCCAUCUGUUCUGUACGAGUAGAGUAGCUCCCGAAUGCUCAUGUUAGAUGCGGAAACGGAAGUUGUGCCACCGAGACAAACAGGAGCAACAGCACGGCGCGUGU
Messenger RNA from Fomitopsis serialis, 604 nucleotides. RefSeq lists its product as uncharacterized. The transcript is spliced from 3 exons. The coding region runs from base 118 to 468 and encodes 116 amino acids. The record is from RefSeq and is a predicted model, not a curated record. NCBI's taxonomy places the organism in Eukaryota, Fungi, Basidiomycota, Agaricomycetes, Polyporales, Fomitopsidaceae.